AAAUGAGGUGCAGCGAUGUUGGUCGUGUAAUUUUGCGUUGGCACUUGUUAUUUUAAUCGGCACCGAUCAGAGAGAUACUUCAUGGCGGAGCAUUUUCGCAUUUGAUGUGGAUACAACCAAUUACGCAUGAGAUACUUGCAAAGAAAAAACAAAAAAACAAAACAAAACAAAACAAAAACGAUCUCUCGCGGGUGUUAAUGCUGGAGAAACGACACCUGGGGAGCGAGCCUUCUUGUUCUUCUUCUGCUGCUGCACACACACUCCGCCGCGCCAGUCAACUUUAUUUCCGCCUGUCUGUCAAACUAACUGUCAAACACGCGCGAGGGGUUGUGCUCCUGCUGCUCCGUCAUUCAGGAAGUCCGCACCAACUGACAGCACUUCGGCAAAGUCACACCGUCAUCUCCAGAGUCGGACUAAACCCCACUGAAGUGAGCACGCUUUUCAACAACGACGGCUUUUACUGAAGGUCCAGUAUCAUUCCAGUCAUGAGGAAAGUUGGCAAGACAUCAACUCUGGCCACAAAUUAAGGACAGAGAAAGGCAAAGAGGGAGGGAGAGGAGGGCUAGUCUGACAUCACCUUUACAUAUUCCCUACAGGUCAAGCUGGCCAAUGCCGGGCCCGUCGUGGACAUCUGGUGGCGGUAGCAGCAGCAGCAGCAGUAGUGUGUAUGUGAGCGUGGUGCCCGACGCCUAGCCCAUGUCCAGCCCAUAAUGCCGUCAUCCACACGGAAAGGGGUACCGAAAGACCCCGAGCUGGCCGACCUCUUCUUCAAAGAUGACCCAGAGGAUGUCUUCUGUGACCUGCACGAAAUCGGACAUGGCAGCUUUGGGGCCGUCUACUUUGCACGCAACUCCUACUCCAACGAGGUGGUGGCCAUCAAAAAGAUGUCAUAUAAUGGCAAGCAGACUACCGAAAAGUGGCAGGACAUCAUUAAGGAGGUCAAGUUUUUGGGACAGCUGCGACACCCAAACACGAUUGAGUACAAAGGCUGCUACUUGAAAGACAACACUGCCUGGCUGGUGAUGGAGUACUGCCUGGGCUCCGCAUCAGAUUUACUAGAGGUUCAUAAGAAACCACUCCAAGAGAUGGAAAUUGCUGCCAUUACCCACGGUGCCUUGCUAGGACUGGCUUACCUACAUUCCCAUAAUAUGAUUCACAGAGAUGUGAAAGCUGGUAACAUCCUGCUGACUGAGCUAGGUCAGGUCAAACUGGCCGACUUUGGCUCUGCCUCCAUUGCCUCACCUGCCAACUCCUUUGUGGGAACACCUUACUGGAUGGCCCCAGAGGUGAUCCUAGCCAUGGACGAGGGUCAGUACGAGGGGAAAGUGGACAUCUGGUCCCUUGGGAUCACCUGUAUUGAACUUGCGGAGCGCAAACCGCCCUUGUUCAACAUGAAUGCCAUGAGUGCCUUAUAUCACAUCGCACAGAACGACUCUCCCACGCUACAGUCCAAUGAGUGGUCUGACCCCUUCCGGAGCUUUGUCGACUACUGCCUACUGAAAAUUCCUCAGGACAGACCCUCGUCAGGGGAGCUGCUACGACAUGAUUUUGUGCGUCGGGAACGCUCGCCGCGCAUUCUCAUUGACCUCAUCCAGAGGACCAAGGAUGCUGUGCGCGAGCUGGACAAUCUGCAGUACCGCAAGAUGAAGAAGAUCCUCUACCAGGAGAAACACAACGGGCCCAUGGGAGAGAGCCAGGAAGAGGAGGAGGACAGUGAGGCAGCCAGCUGUAAGAUGAACAGCCUGGGCAGCAACCACUCCAUCCCCAGCACGUCGGUCAGCACGGGCAGCCAGAGCAGCAGCGUGAACAGCAUGCAAGAGGUGCUGGACGACAGCUGCUCCGACAUGACCAUGAUGCACCCCCAGGACUAUAGCAGCACCCUGGAAUCCUCCCCGCACACAAAGAAGGACCAUCAGUACAACUGGGACGAUGGGAUCCACAGGGACCACCGGUCAGGACUGAGGCCAGCCUCCUCCGACAAGAGCAGCCAGGCCCAAAACUACAAGAACCAGGGCCGCUUUGCCACUAUAAAAUCAGCCUCACUGGUGACCAAGCAGAUCCACGAGCAUGAGCAGGAGAGCGAGCUGCGGGAGCAGAUGUCGGGCUACAAGCGCAUGCGGCGGCAGCACCAAAAGCAGCUGAUCGCCCUGGAGAACAAGCUGAAGGCCGAGAUGGACGAGCACCGGCUCAAGCUGCAGAAGGAGGUGGAGACACAGGCCAACAACGCCUACAUCGAGCUGGAGAAGUUGGCGAAACGCCACACCGUGCACACUGAGAAGGAGAUGAAGACGGCAUUGACGGAUGAGAAGAAGUUCCAGCAGCAGAUCGUGGCCCAGCAGAAGAAGGAGCUGACCACCUUUCUGGAUAAUCAAAAGAAGCAGUACAAACUCUGCAAGGAGAAGAUUAAGGAGGAGAUGAACGAGGACCAUAGCACACCCAAGAAGGAGAAGCAGGAGCGUCUGUCCAAGCACAAGGAGAACAUGCAGCAUUCCCAGGCUGAGGAGGAGGCCCACCUCCUGGCCCAGCAGAGGGUAUUCUACGACAGGAACUGCCGCGCCUUCAAGCGCAAAGUAAUGAUUAAGAGGCACGACUUGGAACAGGAACAGAUCCGAGAGGAGCUGAACAAAAAGAAGACCCAGAAAGAGAUGGAGCACGCCAUGCUGAUCCGCCAUGACGAGUCCAUGCAGGAACUGGAGCACAGGCAGCUGAAGACCCUGCAGAAACUGCGGAUGGACCUGAUCCGCUUGCAGCACCAGACGGAGCUGGAGAACCAGAUCGAGUACAACAACCGACGCGAGCGUGAACUCCACCGUAAGCACGUGCUGGAGCUCCGGCAGCAGCCCAAGAACCUCAAAGCUUUGGAGAUGCAGAUCAAGAAGCAGUUCCAGGACACGUGUAAGGUGCAGACCAAACAGUACAAGGCCUUGCGCCACCACCAGAUGGAAGUUACACCCAAGUCCGAGCACAAGACGGUGCUCAAGGCACUGAAGGAUGAGCAGACACGCAAGCUGGCCAUCCUGGCUGAGCAAUACGAGCAGAGCAUCAACGAGAUGAUGGCCUCGCAGGCGCUGCGUCUGGACGAGGCCCAGGAAGCUGAGUGCCAGGCCCUGAGGCAGCAGCUGCAGCAGGAGAUGGAGCUGCUCAAUGCCUACCAGAGCAAGAUCAAGAUGCAGACCGAGGCGCAGCACGAUCGCGAGCUGCAGAAGCUGGAGCAGAAGGUGUCACUGCGCCGGGCUCACCUGGAACAAAAGAUUGAAGAGGAGCUGGUUUCCCUUCAGAAGGAGCGAACCGACCGGAUCAAACACCUGCUGGAGCGCCAGGAGCGGGAGACCGACAGCUUCGACAUGGAGAGCAUGCGGCUGGGCUUCGGCAACCUGGGCACCUUGGACCUCCCCAAGGACGACUACAGAUGAGGGGUUGCCAUCGCCCCCACCGUCUCUCGUGGUCCACGGGCUCAGUACACCCCUCCUCUGUUUUUACCUGACCCGACCUGACAGUGCAGGUGUUCACUGCUGCUGAUGCCCUCACUCAAACACACACAGACGCAAAAAAAAAUAUAUAUAUAUAUGAUAAAACGGCCCCAGAAUCAGCUGUUUUCUGGGCCGGUCAGACAGAGUGGAUGGCAGGUUUUAGUGCCCCCAGACCCACCUAAACAUCCUCCCCCUCCUUGCCUCUCAUGGUGUCACAAGAUGACAAAAAAUAUGCUGGAUCACUUCCUGUAGUUGUCAUGUUUUUGUAAGAAUAAUGAUAACAUAGUCACAGUGAUUCUUGUUUCUUGUGCAAUGAUGACACUUUUGGUGUGACUAAAAGUGGGGGGACGAGAGAAGGAGGGAGAGAAAAAAUGAGGGUAGUUCGACGAGCGAAAUCGCUCCACAACCAUGUAUUUUUUUUUUUAGAGGUGAUACAUCUUCUUUGGUUAGUCUGUUUUUUCAGCCUCAAACGGUGCAAAAAAAAAAAUGUCUGAAAGCGAUAAAUCAAACAACCGAUCCUUCCACAGCCACACAAGUGCGCUGCUUCUUUCAACACUUUUUGGUAUUUAUUCAUCAAGACAUUUUUAUGACAAAUUUGAAUAAUUUGAUACUUUGAGAGACGAAUAUCACAAUGUACAUACAGGUACGCUUGUAAUAAAUGUGACUCCUUCGGGUGAACUUAAUUACUGUGGGGAGGGUGAAUCAUGAUACUCAAUAGGUGUAUCGUACUGAUUUCUCUGCACUGGCAGCCAAUGUGAAUAAUGAUACAUGUGACACAUGAACUCCAACUCUCAGCUAGCACAAAGGGCUUCAUGUGGGUAGGGGGCAGGGAGACUUGUACUUUGUGUAUAGAAGGAUUUAUGGAGAGCUUUUACUUAUUUUCGUAUUGUAUUUUAACUGUCACUCAAAUCAGAAAAGAAUUUUUAAAAGGCGCUUUUUUCUCCCCCCUCCUCAGAUAGUAUUUGAGUCAUCUUUCAAUGGGAUUUUCAUUUGAUUCUUUUUUUUUUUUUUUUUUUUGCUUUACACAACUCCCAGGCUGUGUAUUUUCUUAUCAACCAGACCAGUAUGAUGCUUUAUUAUUGCAUGCACUUUAAUUUUUUUUCCAGGUUAAAAAGAAAGCAUGAAUCUGUCAGAGCUUUUAAUUAUAUUUGUAAAUAAAGUGCUCAUCACACAAAC
Molecule: messenger RNA, 4646 nt
Organism: Acanthopagrus latus (yellowfin seabream)
Lineage: Eukaryota; Metazoa; Chordata; Actinopteri; Spariformes; Sparidae
Gene: taok3a
Product: TAO kinase 3a
Exons: 21
Coding region: 711-3413 (900 amino acids)
Biological process (GO): protein phosphorylation; execution phase of apoptosis
Molecular function (GO): protein kinase activity; ATP binding
Source: RefSeq, a predicted model, not a curated record